AUGAUUAAAGAGCAUGAAGUCAUGCAUUGCAUGAUGAAAAAUUCCAUGCAAUACAAUAAUACUAUUUUACCAUCUAUUAAAGCAUACGCCAUUGUUGCCACAGCAGAAAUAGAGAACUUAAUUAACGUGGAUUGGAAAUCAGAAACUGCACUUUCCUGUUACAAUGCUAUAAAAAAAAUAGCAUGUUAUUAUCUACAUGGUUCAGAUCCAGAUGUUGAAAUACCUUCUGAUAUUGUAUUUAACCUUAGCAAUAAGCUCUCUUCACUUGACGAUAAGCACAUCCAAAAACUAAUGCAAUAUCUGAUUAUUGUGAAAAAUAAGUUAAAUAAUACAAAACCUUAUGACAGACUUAUAAAACAAUUGAGUGUGGAAUGUUUAAAACGAUUUUUCUGUUUUAAUACGCCACAAAUGUUUUUAACACUUGAUGCAUUUUAUCAACUUCAGGAAUAUAACUGUGAUUAUGUGUGGCGUGCACUCAGAAAGUUGGGUUCAAAGACUCAAAAAUUUUCAGGCCCCAAUAUUGUUCAAUAUUUAUUUUACUUAGGCAUGUGUCGUGUUCCGGAUAUACAAAUGUUUGAAAUUGAAUGCUGCUUGGAUGAACACAUAUCUGAGAUUACUGUAGAUGAAAUUGGUAUUGCAUCUAGAGGCUUCUUUAUGUCACAAAGAAGACUUCAGAAUAAAUCAUUAAUGACAAACAUAAUGAAAAAACUUGAAACCAACAUUAAUUCUAUAAGUAGUAUCAGCAUAGGAGCCAUUAUGAAAUUAAUUCGAUACAGUGAUUACUGUCAUAUUGUACCCUUAUUUCAAGAAUUACUAGUAUCUUUACGUCCACAAAUACCAAACCUGCAGUUAUAUGCUGUAACACAUAUUUCACAUGCAAUGGGGUCUCUACGUGUAUAUGAUGAAAUUUUAAUGGAUAAUAUUAUUACGAGGAUACAACAGGAUUAUGAUGCAGCAAGAUUGAAAGAUAUUGAAAGGAUUAUUUAUGCUCUUUGUACAGUCACUCCAUAUAGAAAGUAUCAUGAUGUAUGUCAUGAAUUAUUUAAGCCAAUAGCAUUAACGUAUAAUACAACAUAUUCACAGGAAAUUCAAUACUUCCCAAAAACGCUUAUUCGUAUUUUAGUGUUUUUAGCAAAUAAAAAUAUAUAUUCAGAAGAAUUAAGUGAAUAUGUAUUGAAUCCACAGUUGGUACAUAGCAUAUACUGCAACAAUAUAAGAAACUUAACAAAUGAACUAUUAAUUCUUUGCUGUUCUAUUAAAAUAGAAUUGCCAAACUAUAAAGGUCCACAAUUAAAUGAUAACAUAUAUAAUUGUUUAAUAAAGAAAUAUUGCAAUAGAAUCGAUAUAUCCGAGAGACACAUUUCUGUAAAAUUUCGAACUGAAGUUAUAUUUCUGUGCAAGGAAAAAUUGAAAAUAGACGUGCAUACUAGUCACAUACUACCUCAUUAUUAUUCUCCUGAAAUUAUAAUUUGUUUCGAUAAAGACAAUAAACUGGUCCCAGUUAAGCCUAUUCUAUCAGAUAUGCCAAAUGGAACAAUUAAAAGAGUAGAUACAGAUGAUUUACAAAAUAUAAAGUGGAAAAUAUUAUUCUUGUUAAGUAGUAAAUGUGAAGUAUUAGGACAGAAUGGUUACAUAGGAUCCAUGUAUCAAAAGUUUAGACACCUCAAGGCUAUUGGAUAUACACCAAUUGCACUUCCUGAAAAAGAGUUCAAAACUUUAACUAGUGAACAUGAAAAAUGCUCUUAUUUGGAACAUAAAAUUUUCCAAGAACAUGGCGAUGAUUUUUUGGAAGGAUAAAUUGUCUGAAAGAGAAAGUGCAAAUAUAUAAAAUUGUAUA
This is a messenger RNA of Dufourea novaeangliae, 1837 nucleotides long. Its product is annotated as FAST kinase domain-containing protein 5. The transcript has 7 exons. Lineage: Eukaryota; Metazoa; Arthropoda; Insecta; Hymenoptera; Halictidae. The record is from RefSeq and is a predicted model, not a curated record. Bases 1 to 1797 code for a protein of 598 amino acids.